This is a messenger RNA of Exophiala spinifera, 210 nucleotides long. RefSeq lists its product as uncharacterized. Bases 1 to 210 code for a protein of 69 amino acids. The record is from RefSeq and is a predicted model, not a curated record. Gene Ontology annotation, molecular function: oxidoreductase activity. The transcript is spliced from 2 exons. NCBI's taxonomy places the organism in Eukaryota, Fungi, Ascomycota, Eurotiomycetes, Chaetothyriales, Herpotrichiellaceae.
AUGGAUCACCUCGCCUGGGAUGGAGCGUCGGAAUUCUAUGUCGCCGUUGAUGAGUGGGACAACUUUGUAAAGUUUAUGAAUAGCGAUAAGUUCAAGACCGUCCUGGCUCCGGAUGGCGCAAAGUUCGCAACUCCCCCUAUGAAGAUUAUAGUCUCCCGAGAAAUUGUGGUGGAGGAUGUUGCAGCUGGAAAAUUAUGUCGAGGAUCCUGA